Fusarium oxysporum Fo47 is the source of this 1083-nucleotide messenger RNA. RefSeq lists its product as uncharacterized. Bases 1 to 1083 code for a protein of 360 amino acids. The record is from RefSeq and is a predicted model, not a curated record. The transcript is spliced from 6 exons. Lineage: Eukaryota; Fungi; Ascomycota; Sordariomycetes; Hypocreales; Nectriaceae.
AUGGUUUCUGCGCCGUCGGGCGCCGCCGUGCUGGCUGUGAACUACACCCUCAUCACGCUGGCCGCUAUCAUCAUCGGUGCUCGCAUCUACCUACGGUUGGUAAUUCAGAGGCAGAAACUCGUAGCUGCAGACUGGAUCCGGAUUCUAGCAUGGUGCUCAGCAUUUGCCACAGCAUCUUUUGAUGUUGUUUUUAUGAAGGAGGGAGCACUAGAUGCCGAGAUCAAUUACACUCUAUCUAACUGGGAAGUCAAGCCUGAAAAGCUUGAGAGAGUACUUCGGUACAUGUGGGCUGUGAUCAUUCCUUACUUCACAACUUUCUACCUCUGCAAAUCAUCCCUUCUCGUCAUCUACCUUCAGCUAUUCCCGCAGUUUAUGACCAGGAGGAGACUCGUGCUCUGGGCAGUAGUGGUUUAUUGCGUACUCGCAUACAUAAUCUCGAUAUGCCUGCAGCUGUUUCUCUGCUUUCCAAUCCGAAGGAAUUGGUCAAUUCUGGGCCCCGACGAAUUUUGCGAUGACUGGGCUUUGGUCACUACAUUCCAGGUCGCCUGGAUACUGCACUUUAUAGGCAGUCUUUCUCUUUUUGUUCUGCCGUUCCUCGUCCUCCAUAAGCUCAAUAUGCGUACAAGAGUCAAAGUCAGUGUCUACUUCAUCUUUCUCCUAGGAUUGGUGGACAUAGCAUUCUCCCUGACGCGCUUCUUGACCAUUCAGCUGAGCAACAUCGGUGACUUUCGAUCUAUUACGACAGUUGAGCUUUGGAGUGCAUUGGAUGCCUACAUUGGUCUGAUCAUCGCUUGCCUUCCUGCUCUCCGACCAUACCUGCGCAGAAAAGGGUCUAAAUACAACUACGCGGGGUCAGGACGACCAGCCAACUCCGCGGCGGCCGCGCGCGGGACAGCACAGAACGGAUUCGAAGAGAUCGACGACGGAACGCCAUCUCUCGAAGGUGGCGCUGAAGCUGGUCCAUGGACUGUGACGCAUUCACCUGAGCUUGGUGCAGGAUGGAGCGACAGGAAGAGCAAUAGAAGUGAUAUUGAGCUUGUUAGACUUGAUGUCGCUGCGGUCAAAGACCAGGUGCAUGUAUGA